CAGGAGCACGGAGCAGGCAGGAGAGCUGAAGCGGUAUUCCUUCUGGAAAGCGGUGUUUAAGACAUUUCUUGAUUCAUUUAUGGGACAUUUCACGUUAAGUAAACAUCAUAAACUACAUAUUUCAAGAAUGCUUUAUGCUGGUAUGCUAUAUAAAGUGGCAUAUAUGUAGGUCAAUUCACUGUUUUGAUGUCCGACUUUGUUAGUGAAGUAAUUUCCCGCUAGGUGGCGGAACUGAAUCGUAUUUAUGUCGUACACGUGCUGAUGUCAACAUAAAAACACAUAUUCGUUGUAUCAACGUUUAAAAUGAGUGUCGAAGUGAAGACUCCGACACGGACUCAGUUCGAGCACACUGAGUUCCAUUGUGGCGAGAAGCAGUUAACAAGCCAAUCUCCACCGUUGAGAAAAUUUUCAUUCGCCGACAAUAAGAGCCAGAAUGAAGGGAAACAGGUCCGGAAACGUCGCGUUAGCCAGUUUCGUGCAGAGACGAAUCAACAACACCAGACAUUUGGCUUCAAGCGGAAAAGGCUCAAGUCCAUGCCAUCAGAAACAAUAGUGCUUCCAACAAAAUUUCUUCUUGGAGGAAAUAUCAAUGAUCCUUUGAACUUGAAUAGUAUGAAUGAUAAGGAAAUUGACAAGGUGUUAAAUGAGAAAACUCCAGUGUCCUCACCCUUGCCAACUCCACUUCAUAGGCAAAAGGUUGAGGUUCAUAUUCCAACAAACAUCACUGACCCUUUGAACCUUAAUUUAGAUGAGGACUGGAAUUUAACGAAAGGUGCUAAUCGCAACAAGAAAAAGCGCCAACACAAAAAUAAGAAAAAAGGAGACUGCAGUCAAAACACGUCGGCAUCAUCAGUUAUGUCAGCAUCAGUUUUGAAAGAGCCUUGCUCUGAGAAACGAAAAGGUCUUCUGGAAGCAUUAAGAAUAGAAAUUGAUGAUGAUGACACUGCCGUCCAAAUGGCUUCAGAUACACGAAAUGUAUCUGCAUUAUCAACAGAGACAGAAAAUUCAAAGACUGUGACAGUUAAUGUUCCUAAUGCAGAUAAGAUAGUUUCACCUGUUGUCCCACAGAUUUCACCUAGUAAUUCAUUUUACCGACGCCGACGGCGGACACUUAGCAUGAGUGAUGCAAAACCUGAACCAUCAUCAUCAGUGGUGCGAUCAAUUUUGAGAACAUCAUUAAGUCCUCCAAGAUCAUCGCUAGAUCUAGACAAGAUCACACCACCAAAAAAGUUAAAAAGACAAUUUAGUCAAAAACCUGUAGAAAAGACAGCUUCUUGUUCAAGUUUAAACAAGCAGUUUUCUAAAAAAGGAAAAUUCGUCUAUGGCAACUACAAUAGAUAUUAUGGGUACAGAAAUCCUGACACUGCAGAUGAUUACAGGCUAAUGUCUUUCAGGAAAGAGUGGUUUGAGGGAAAGGAUGCAAUUGACAUUGGAUGCAAUGUUGGUCAUGUGACAUUGGCUAUAGCAAAAGAAAUGCAUCCUCGAAAGAUUAUAGGGAUUGACAUUGAUUCUAGUCUGAUUGCUGCUGCUAGGAAAAAUGUGAGGCAUUACAUCUCAAAAGAGAAUAUGGGUUGUGGAAGUUUUCCAAUCUCCAAUACUCUGAAUUAUGGUCCAAUUGCUGCUCCACCUGUGAAUGAAGUCUACAGCUUUCCAAAAUUUCCACACAAUGUUGUCUUUGUACAGGGUAACUAUGUACUGGAGAGAGAAGAAUUACUGGAACUGCAGAAAGAAGAUUAUGAUGUCAUCUUAGCUCUAAGUCUUACCAAAUGGGUUCACCUUAAUUUUGGUGAUGAUGGACUAAAGCGAAUGUUUAAGAGAAUUUAUCGGCAGCUGCGGCCAGGGGGACGGCUGAUCUUAGAGCCUCAGCCAUGGUCUUCCUACAAGAAGAAGAAGAAGCUCACACCGGAGAUUUUUGAGAACUUCAAAAGAAUUUCUCUAAAGCCAGAGCAGUUCUCAGACUACCUGUUGUCUAAAGAGGUUGGAUUCUCCACUUGUGAGGUUGUAGACACUCCCUUCAACAAGUCCAAAGGUUUCCGCAGGACUAUCCAGCUCUUCACAAAAGCAGAAACUGCAGCUAACAGCCCAAAACAAGAUGAACCUGCAACUAAUAAUGAAACUAUUAGCAGCCAGAAACAGGACUCAAAAACUGAUGGGACAACCACUUGCAGCCCAAAACAGGAUAACUCGGCAACUAAUAAUGAGACAACAACUUGCAGCCCAAAACAGGAUAACUCUGCAAUCGAUACAGCAGUGAAGGCUUCAACAGAAUCAAAUCCAGAUCAACCUUCUGAAGCCAUGGAAACAUUUGUUACACUAAAUACGACAGAGGCAGAAGAGUGCAGACAGUAGAAUGAAUGGGUUUUAGAACUGAAGAAACUUUUGGUUAUUUUGAAUUGUAACAUUAUCAAGAUGUAAAUACAAUACACUGAUAUAAA
This is a messenger RNA of Ylistrum balloti, 2435 nucleotides long. RefSeq names its product 7SK snRNA methylphosphate capping enzyme-like. The record is from RefSeq and is a predicted model, not a curated record. Gene Ontology annotation, molecular function: RNA methyltransferase activity; snRNA binding; O-methyltransferase activity. Gene Ontology annotation, biological process: snRNA modification. Bases 304 to 2349 code for a protein of 681 amino acids. The transcript is spliced from 4 exons. NCBI's taxonomy places the organism in Eukaryota, Metazoa, Mollusca, Bivalvia, Pectinida, Pectinidae.